AUGGAUAUUGAUAUGAAUUCAUCAAUGACUGUUGAUUCUUUAUUGAAUACAUAUCCUUCAUUAAAACGACUACCUGAUAAAGAUCGCAUCAAAUGCAGCUGGACUCAACAUGAAAUGCCAGCACGUGUUGAUGCUAUUGAAAAAUACAUUCAGGGAAAGAAAUAUCAACAAAUUUUGAAGAAAAAAUUUGAUUACGAUACAUUGGAAAAGUUCAAGGAUUUCAUCGAACCGAGCACGAAAAAGAAUCACGAACGGCAAUUAUUCUGCAAAUUAACAUCACGACAUUUGAAUAAAGAUCCACAUCAUAUUAUGAAACAUGUCGAAGGAAAAAAGUUCAAACGAGCCUAUGCUCAAUGGCAAGAAUGUCAAGUGAAUGGAACGGAAUUUGUUUCGGUUGGACGCCGAAAGAAGAAACAAGAAAAAGUAGCAGGAGAUGACGAUGAUGAAUACGUUGAUUUAAGUGAUGAUGAAAUCGUUAUUGAAGAUGACGAUGAUGAUCUCUCAGAUUUAUAUCCUGAUUUUCGUCGUCUACGCGCAAGUGAUCUCAAGGAGCGAACAACCACGAAUGAGAACAUGGUUGACAAUAUGAGCGGAACAAAACGUAAAGCUCAAACAUCACAAGUUAAAAAACCGAAGAAACUGGCAGCACCAAGCUCGAAACGAAUGCGAACAUCUGACGAGAAGAUGUCCAAUGGUGAUGAAUUAGUUAAACCGACGAAAACAAUGACUAUCACCAUCUAA
Molecule: messenger RNA, 741 nt
Organism: Adineta ricciae
Lineage: Eukaryota; Metazoa; Rotifera; Eurotatoria; Adinetida; Adinetidae
Source: the annotation of a GenBank genome assembly